Cooperia oncophora is the source of this 735-nucleotide messenger RNA. The record is from the annotation of a GenBank genome assembly. Lineage: Eukaryota; Metazoa; Nematoda; Chromadorea; Rhabditida; Trichostrongylidae.
AUGGAUGUUAAGGACCCUUACGACAUUAUUUACAUUUCCUUGAACCCCUGCGAAGUUUUCGUUUUGUUCUUCAGGCUGAUACGAGACUUUCACCACCAAGAGGAGAUAUUGCGGGAUUUCGUAUUCCCAAAAAACACAGCGCCGCCACAUCUCGCGAUCGGAUAUCUGGCAGCGCUCGUGGGUCUAGUGAUGCUGGACGAGACCAAGCGUUUUCCAAGAAAUCUAAUGCAAACCCACUCCCCUCGAAGAAACCACGAAGCAAAGCAAAGGCUGCGAACCCAUCGGGUAUCCGAUGAUGAGGUUGACGAUACAAUGGAUAGCCGUGGUGCUGAGAAUAUCAGCGAUUCGGAAGUCCGCCUCAAUCCGGUCAGGCUCUCGGACAGCUCCUCUGCAGAUGUCUGCAUCUUCAUCUCGGUAAGCCUCAUCACAGAUGGUCGAUCCCCUUCGCUGCACUAUCGGCAAAGUCAGUAUCCGAAUGUGGCAUCGGCAUCAGAUUCGGAUGGUGAAAUGAAGAAGAAAAACCGCUCCAAAGAGUGCUACGAAGGUUUUGGUGCGUCGGUGCCAUCACCGUCACCAUCUCCUCCUCCACCACCGCCUCCACCAGAUGAUGCUAAUAGUCGUCGACGCCUCACGGAUAAAGAGCGACGAAAGAGAGAGCUAAUGGAGCAACUGCGUGCUGUCGAGGAAGAACUAAAGAAAAGGACAGCGGCAACGUCUGCGUUGGCUGAUAAAUGA